Molecule: messenger RNA, 275 nt
Organism: Arabidopsis thaliana (thale cress)
Lineage: Eukaryota; Viridiplantae; Streptophyta; Magnoliopsida; Brassicales; Brassicaceae
Exons: 2
Coding region: 1-186 (61 amino acids)
Source: RefSeq, marked reviewed
AUGAAGAUGUUGAAAACCAGAGCAAACUCAACUAUGGGCCCUUUUGAGAUCUCCAUCAAAGCUCCAAUCUUUAACCAUGCACAGAUGGAUUAUUCGUGGAUCUAUGCCACACUCAUAGAUGAAACCACUGCUCUCAAGCUUUACAGUCAAAAGUCACUGGAUAUGAAACCUGGACUAUCGAUGUGAAGAAUCUCCCCGCUUGGCGAGGUGGAAGUGAUAUGGUCAGGGGAAGAAUCGAGAUGGUAAACGCCGGUAUACUCUUCGGAUUUAGCUAA